Messenger RNA from Thalassophryne amazonica, 1303 nucleotides. RefSeq names its product neutrophil cytosolic factor 4 (gene ncf4). Gene Ontology annotation, biological process: respiratory burst; phagocytosis; superoxide anion generation. Gene Ontology annotation, molecular function: superoxide-generating NADPH oxidase activator activity; phosphatidylinositol binding; protein binding. The transcript has 10 exons. The record is from RefSeq and is a predicted model, not a curated record. NCBI's taxonomy places the organism in Eukaryota, Metazoa, Chordata, Actinopteri, Batrachoidiformes, Batrachoididae. Bases 85 to 1137 code for a protein of 350 amino acids. Gene Ontology annotation, cellular component: NADPH oxidase complex.
CUGAUUCCGCGCGCUUUGCUCCCGCAGUCCGUUUCUUUUCUUUGCUUUUUUUUUUUUUCUUCUUUUUGUGACAAAAAGUUCGUCAUGUCGCUGCCUCGACAGCUGCGGGACGAAAGUGACUUUGACCAGCUCCCUCACAACAUCCCCAUCAGCGCCACCAUCGCUGAUAUUGAGGAGAAGAAAGGCUUCAUAGACUACUUCACUUUUGCGAUUGAGGUGAAGACUAAAGGAGGGAGCAAGUACCUGAUCUAUAGAAGGUACAGAGAAUUCUUCAACCUCCACCAGAACCUGGAGUCCAAGUAUUCUCCUGAAGAUCCAGACAAACCUGGUCCCAACACCUGCGUCCUUCCUCCUCUUCCAGGAAAGAUCUUCAUCGGCAACAAGCGGGAGAUUGCAGAGAGCAGAAUUCCAGAACUCAACACGUAUAUUAAGAGGUUACUGGGUCUGCCAAUAUGGGUGCUGCUCGACGAGGCUCUGAGGAUGUUUUUCUACCAGACGGACCAGGACAGCCAACAUCAGCCACGAGCCCUGCGGCGUCUCCGUCCACCUACUCGCAGAGUGAAAACGGUCAAACCAAAGAUGGAUCUCUUCUCUUCUCCCAGAGCUGAGGUGAUGUUUGACUUUCGCGGCAGCAGCAAGCUGGAGUUGAACCUGAAGAGGGGAGAGGUGAUCUUCCUGCUGCGCCGAGUCAACGCUGACUGGCUGGAGGGAACGGUGAACAAUCAAACAGGUAUUUUCCCAGAAUCCUUUGUGAAGAUCAUUAAGCCCCUCCCAGAGAGUGAUUUGGAUGAGGAGGAAAGUGAAGGCCACACCUACAGCUGUCUGCGCUGCUACCUGCUCACACCUGCCGGAGUGGAAUCCAGAGAUGUGUGUGUGCAAGAGGACAUCAACAUCCAGCCAACUUACAACGAGUUACUGUCUCGUAUGAGAAGCGUUUUCAAGGUGGAUGACAUCGCUCUCAACUACCACGACCCUGAAGACGACCUGAUCCGUAUUCUGGAUGAUGAGGACGUCCAGCUGAUGAUCUGGGAGAGCAGACGUCAGCAGGGCAAAGCCAAGAGGCCUGUUAAUCAGUUUCCAUGGGAACUGUAUGUGUCCAUGACGUCUGACCUUUCUGUUUACAACACUGAAGCCUAAGAGAAGAAAAGUGGGCGAAUCCACGGGAAGUACAGAAAAUAUUUAACAUUUCCACACCAGAACAUGAACCUCAGCUGAGAAGGAACUCUAAUUCCUUCAAAAUGUUUGUCUAUAGGUUUAGUAUGUACCGUAGUCUAAAUAUUUUAUGUCAUAGUGAACUUUUUUU